This is a messenger RNA of Helicoverpa armigera (cotton bollworm), 1023 nucleotides long. Its product is annotated as peptide chain release factor 1. Gene Ontology annotation, molecular function: translation release factor activity. Gene Ontology annotation, biological process: translational termination. The record is from RefSeq and is a predicted model, not a curated record. Bases 1 to 1023 code for a protein of 340 amino acids. Lineage: Eukaryota; Metazoa; Arthropoda; Insecta; Lepidoptera; Noctuidae. The transcript is spliced from 2 exons.
AUGACGGCGGAACACGACAUUCUAACCUCGAAAACAGAAAGAACACCUGAGGAGGCGAAACGACUGUUUGAGAUAAAGCCAAUUGUAAAAAUAUUGGAGCGCCGUAACAACCUUAGUGAGAACAUAGAAAUGCUAAAGAAUUAUGAAGACCAGAGAGACGACAAUGAGAACAAAAUAGAAGGUGAAAUCCAGGGGUACAUGAAUCGUAUGACAGCAGUAGACCGUGAACUGCAGACGAUACUCUUAGAGCCGCAGUAUACUGAGGGUAGUGCGCUUCUGGAGCUGUCGGCCAGCACGGAUAAACAGGAAACCAUGGUAUUUGUGGAAGAACUAUUCGAAAUGUAUCGAAGAUACGCUGAGUACAAAGACUGGGAGAUUUACGUUAUUUCCCAACAAGAGUCGGAGGCUGGAGGCCUCGAGAAGGUUUCAAUGUUCGUCGAAGGCGUUGGCGUGCCUGAACUUCUGACAACGGAGGCUGGUCUGCACCGUGUUAUAAAGACCUUCGAAAAUGAAAGCGGGAGAAAUGUUCACACAAGCACUGUGUUAGUAGCAGUUAUGGUUAAGCCUACAGAUAAGGAAGUAAAUAUUGCCGCAGAAGACAUUUGUGUUGAAAAUGUCAGUUACGAACCAGAUGACAACCUGUACCCUGAAGCAGCUGUCCGCAUCACUCACACGCCAACAGGUACUGUGGUCGAGUGCCAAGAUACUCAAUCAUACAAAGAAAAUGCAGAUAUUGCUCUCAAGAAGAUGGGAAUGAUAUUAUUAGGAAAGCAGCUAAAAGCACAGUCUAAUUUCAGUACAGAGCAUGAAGAGAUCCGAACAUACAGUUUCCCGGAAAACAUUGUGACGGACCAUCGUAUGGGUGGCUUGACUUACAAAAAUUUACAUGACUUCAUGAACGGUGAAAACCAACUGGAAUUUAUGCAGGAGUAUUUUCUGAGAGAGAAUAUACGCAAAGACUUUUUGGACCAAAUCAGCCAAUUCACCAAAGAAUUUGAUAUGAAAUCUGCUGAUAAUAUGUAA